This is a messenger RNA of Daphnia carinata, 4202 nucleotides long. RefSeq names its product ribosome biogenesis protein BMS1 homolog. The record is from RefSeq and is a predicted model, not a curated record. Gene Ontology annotation, cellular component: 90S preribosome; nucleus. The transcript has 13 exons. Gene Ontology annotation, biological process: ribosome biogenesis; maturation of SSU-rRNA from tricistronic rRNA transcript (SSU-rRNA, 5.8S rRNA, LSU-rRNA); endonucleolytic cleavage of tricistronic rRNA transcript (SSU-rRNA, 5.8S rRNA, LSU-rRNA). Gene Ontology annotation, molecular function: GTP binding; GTPase activity; U3 snoRNA binding. Bases 188 to 4036 code for a protein of 1282 amino acids. Lineage: Eukaryota; Metazoa; Arthropoda; Branchiopoda; Diplostraca; Daphniidae.
UCUUCUCGUGUUCUUCCACGUGUGCCUUUCAAAGUAAUCGACAAAAGUUGCAUUAUUUGUUAAAAUUGGAUUCUUACUCGAGAGAAUUCAAUUAGUUAUUUCUUGUGCAGGGUCAACCCUGGUCGUCCCUUAUAGGAAAACUUCUCCUUAAAGGGCCUUUUUGAAGCACUGAUUAAAAAUAAACAGAAUGGAGGACGCCGUCGAGGACAAGAAGAAGGCCCAUCGGGAACGCCGUGCUGGGCGCAAGGCGGACAAGAAAAAAUCCAAAGACCCUCACGUGCAAGAAUUAGAUGCCCGACAACGCAACCCCAAAGCAUUUGCCAUCCAGUCGGUCGCAAAGGCUCAAAAACGAUUCCACAGGGCACAAGAUUUGGAAACGAAAAAACAACAUAUUCCGUUAGUAGACAGAACUCCUCUAGAACCGCCGCCAAUCAUCGUGGCCAUCGUUGGUCCGCCCAAAGUUGGGAAAACCACUUUGCUGCAGGCUUUAAUCAAGAAUUUUACGCGACAAAAUGUGACGUCUAUCCAGGGACCCAUCACGCUCGUUACGGGUAAAAAACGGAGAGUGACUUUUAUGGAAUGUAAUAAUGAUAUCAAUUCGAUGAUCGACAUUGCCAAAGUUGCUGACCUUGUCUUACUUUUGACCGAUGCCUCCUUUGGCUUCGAAAUGGAAAUUUUUGAGUUUCUCAACAUCUGCCAGGUGCAUGGAUUUCCCCGAGUCAUGGGCGUUCUGACUCAUCUGGACAUGUUCAAAAAUAAUAAACAACUCAAAAAGACAAAGAAGGUGUUGAAACAUCGAUUUUGGACUGAAGUUUAUCAAGGAGCGAAAUUGUUUUACCUUUCCGGCCAACUCCAUGGAACGUAUCCUAAACACGAGGUCAAGAAUCUUGGCCGGUUCAUUUCGGUCAUGAAGUUUCGUCCGCUUUUGUGGAGGACGACUCAUCCCUACGUUAUGGUAGAUCGCUUAGAGGACAUGACGCCACCUAGUCGGUUACACGAGAAUCCCAAGUGCAACCGGAACGUUUGCCUUUACGGCUUUGUCCGUGGGGUCCACUUGAGAAACCAUUGCCCUGUUCACAUCCCAGGCUGUGGCGAUUUCCGUCUGAAAGACGUAUCGUUUCUACCCGAUCCAUGCCCACUGCCGGACAAAAUGAAAAAACGAUCUCUCAUCGAGAAAGAGAAGCUCAUCUAUGCCCCCAUGUCGGGUGUAGGAGGCAUUAUUUACGACAAGGAUUCUAUUUAUAUUGAGCUUGGUGGUAGUCACUCACACACCAAACAGGAUGAUCCUUCAAAUCCUAAAUCAGAGAUGAUUUCAUCGUUAAUGAAAUUGCAAAGGACUUUAGAUGCACAGAUGUCUGAAUCCAGGGUGGAAGGACCCACUCUAGCCCAGGCAGAUGAUGAAGAUGACGAAGAAUCCUAUUCUGAUCAAGAGGAAGUAGCGAACGGUAAACCGCGUGAGGAAAUCGUUCAUGACGAAGUGUCUGGACGGACGAGAAGAAAGGCCGUUUUUAAUGAUAACCUCGAAGAGGAACUAGGGGACGAUGAUGACGAAGAAGAUGAAGAAGAACGGCUGGACGAUGAAGAUUGUGAAGAAGAAUUCGAAGAAAUCAAACUACGUUCCAUCAAUCCCAAAGAUCGAGAGGAGAAACUGGUGUAUGAAGAAUCUGAAGAGGAAGACGAACUACCUCCUGUUAAUCCUAAUGCAAUAUCUACCGAGAAAUUGAGUGCUACGGCGAAACUACGCAAACAGUUAGCCGAAUUUCUUGACGAGGAUGAGAGUGAAGACGAAAGUGAUGGAGACGAUGAAAUGCAAACCAUCAUUGAAGAAAAAGUGGAAGGAGUUGACGGCCAGUUCCGCCGAGGUGAAGUCAUUUACGAUCUAAACGACGCAACGGUUGAUGAAACUGCAGAACCCGCGCGAAAGAAACCGAAAACUGGCAAGAAGAAGCCGAUCGACAAAGAUAUGGAAGUCCACAUGAAAAUCAAAUCGACCCUUGAGGCCCUAAAGAAGCCAAAUCAGGUCAGCAAGAAACAAGAAGAACCGAUGGAAACGGACAACGAAGACGACGAGUCGGAACAUGAUGAUAUCGACUUGAAAUGGAAAGACAAUCUGGCACAAAAAGCUUCCGAAGCGUUUUAUCAAAGACAAACUGGCAAAGGCAAUUUACGGAAGUUAGUUUACGGUCCAGAUAUCACUGAAGAGAAAGAUAGCGAUGAGUCGGAAGGCGAUGAUGGAGAUGAUGAUCGUCUAGGUGGAUUGUUCAAAAUUGCGUCGGACAAGCGGCAUCACACCCAAAACACUAUAAGCGCCAAAGAUAACGUAGACAGCUCAUUCUUUCGUGUUGACAAACUGCAGGACUGGUCCAAGUCGGAUGUGCUCGAUAGCAUUCGCGAUUGCUUCGUGACGGGCAAGUGGAAAGACGACGAAGAUGCAGAAGAACUUUUGGCCAUGGACGAUCUCGACGAUAUGGACUCUGAAGGUGAUUUUGAAGACCUAGAAACCGGACAAAUCUCUCAAGCUAGCAAGAAAGACGGUGCUGAGAAGGAAGAUUUAUCACCAGAAGAAGAGCGUAAAAGAUUGAUUGAAAAGAAACGCAAACUUAAGGAGCAGUUCAACUCGGAAUACGAUGAAGGUGGAUCCAAAAAGAAAACGUACUACGACGAGCUCAAGGAAGAGCUGGAUCAACAAGCCCAGCUUAAUAAAAGCGAAUUUGACGGUUUGGACGAUGAAACCCGUAUCCAGUACGAAGGUUUCCGACCGGGGAUGUACGUCCGCAUGGAAGUUGAAGACGUUCCUUGCGAAUUGCUGACCAAUUUCAAUCCCAUUUACCCGUUGAUUGUUGGGGCUUUGUUGCCUGGAGAAGAAAAUAUUGGAUUCGUUCAGGCUCGUUUGAAGAAGCAUAGAUGGCAGCGCCGUAUCUUAAAGACGAAAGAUCCGUUGAUCCUAUCGUUAGGCUGGCGCCGAUUUCAAACCAUUCCGCUUUAUUCGAUCCACGAUCAUAAUGGACGUCAUCGUCAGUUAAAGUAUACACCGGAACAUCUUCAUUGUACAGCUUCUUUCUGGGGCCCUUUGACACCGCAAGGUACUGGUCUUCUGGCCGUCCAGUCCGUCUCACAAGUGCAGUCUGGAUUCCGGAUAGCGGCGACGGGCACCAUUCUCGAUUUAGACAAAUCGACUCAAAUCGUCAAGAAACUCAAACUAGUCGGUACACCGUUCCAGAUUUACCGAAAGACGGCCUUCAUCGAAGGCAUGUUUUCCUCGACUCUGGAAGUGGCGAAAUUUGAAGGCGCAUCCAUCCGCACCGUUUCGGGCAUUCGUGGUCAAAUUAAGAAAGCCAUCCGUAGUCCGGAAGGAUCCUUCCGUGCCACCUUUGAAGAUAAAAUUAAGUUGAGCGACAUUGUCUUUGUAAGGACUUGGUUCCGAGUGGAUGUUCCGGAAUUUUACACCCCCGUAACAUCGCUGCUGUUACCUCCCGACGCCAAGAACACUUGGAUGGGUAUGAAGACAUUAGGUCAGAUCAAACGCGAACGCAACAUCAGGAACGAGGCCAACGCUGACAGUAUGUACACGCCUAUCGAGAGGAAGCCUCGCGUCUUCCAGCCACUGGUAAUUCCACGAGCCCUUCAGAGUGCUCUACCUUACAUCAAUCGGCCGAAACUGAAGAAGGCCGACCACCAACCUGGCACUAUCGAGGCCGUCCGAGCUCAACGGCCGGCUGUUGUGUUGGAGCCUCGCGAGCAGAAGGUGGCCAAAUUGAUGGCCAUGUUGAAAACACGCUACCAGGACAGGACGGACCGUCUUCACGUGGAAGCCGUUGAGCGAUUGGCCGCUCACCGCGCUGUAGUCCAAGCCGAAGCACAAAGAAAAAUGAAGAAACAGAAGGAAGCGCGGCAGGCCGUCUCGCGAUUAUUGAGUCGCGCUGAAAUUAUCAAAGAAGCUAAAGCGCGAAAGAGAGGAGGCUCAGGCGGAGGGGAAGACAGUGGAAGGGGUGGAAGAGGUAGAGGGCGGGGCAGAGGUCGAGGAGGGAGAAGGUAGUAACAUUCUGACUUCCUUAUGUUGGUAUUCCCCCACCCCAUAUGCAUCGCUGGUCCUGUGUGUAUACUUCAAUCGAUGAAACUCGAUAUCGAGAAUUGACGAGCGGAAUACACUUUUGUUUUCCGACCAUCGGUCGAACCGACCUGAUGACGUCUUUUCAAGAAAA